GUAGCAGCAGACGCUACUGGAACUACCUAACGCCACAUACACGACAAGCGAGGGAGUCCAAGCACACCUCAGGAUCUCAAACCAAACGAGACCCCUGCCAGGAUGUGCUGCUGCAUCACCCACUGGCGCCUGACUACGCUCGUCAUUGCAGUCCUCAGUUUGCUGGGGAAUGUCAGUGUCCUCGCAUUCAUAGUGGUGCGGAACUUGAGGAUGACGAAUGCGGUUUUGCUCAACUUCUUCAAAAAUAAUGGAUCAGCCCCAGUGGUGAUGCUGGCUUUGAUGUUGGUGGUGUCCAAUGCGGCCAUUCUCCUGGACAUUGUACUCUUUAUUGGCGCUUUCAGACGCUGCCGAGAUCUGGUGCAGUGCUGGUUGCAUGGCCACGUCGUGGUGACCGGGGCCUACCUGGUCUACUUCUGGCUGGUGCUGACAGAACUGUUCCUCACUGGCUCCGUUCAGACUGGCUACUUCAUUCUGGCUGCAAACAUUCUCGGCAUAGCUGUGACCGUGUGUUUCUGGAUGAUGGUGCGUAGCUACAACCUCGAGUUGCAGCAGAACUUCUUGAGUACAGUGUCUGGGAGUUGUCGUCCAUUGAUUACCAACAGUUGCGUCCCAGCACCAUCGCAGCCGAGUGAUCCGUGAGACACUGAGAAGCUCUUGCCAGGGACACUUCAUUCUCCCCAACCAUGUACCAGUAAUAUCUAGACCCGACGUACAUUUGCCACAGCUCCCGAUUUCAGAUUAUCUUCCGCUGACAAUCGUUCACAGUCUCACAUCCGACAUAUACUGUACGAGCCAUUGGAUUAACUUACAGGCUGAUAGCUGGCCACCUGGUAUACGCUACAUGCUCAAAGAUUCGAGAGUUACGUGUGCACUGAAAAUGAAAUAGAAUGUGGACUUGCAGAUUAAACCGGGGAGGGCAGUGGUGGUCAUAGCAGUUGAAGCAGCAGCUAUAGUGAAUGCUUCUACCUAACUCUUGGUAAAACGCUAUCUGUAUAUUGGAGUACUUACAUAUAAAGGUUACAUAUCCAGUUCAUCCGUACGCGCAGUUUCGUGCCUUACGCAGUGAUCUAUGAGUCUCCAUGUGCUUGUUGACACCUUGUGGAGCAUCUCAGGAGCUAUACUUGGGAAGGAUUCCUGGAGAUUUGUGUGCAAUACUUCACUAAUCUUGUACUGACGUUGAGCCAAAAAGGAAAUGAUUCUUCCCCCAUAAUGACCUGUCUGGCGUGGCAAAGUCUGGGCUUGAAGGUGGCCAUUUCAGUGGGGCUGGAGAUGUUGCUGUACCACAUCUACUACAGUAGGCCCAAAGUUGUUUCUCGAUGAACUCACGCAUCUGAAUAUCAAAGUUUGUUGGAGCUCUGUCUUGCUGUAAACACAUGUGAUCCUUGAUCCUCUUGUCUUCGAGCUGAGCAGGGAUACUAAUAAAACAACUAUUUAUUUCUUCCCUUCUGCAGGGGCAAGAGAGUUACGGCGACUUCUCCAAAAGCCAUAGAAAUCAGGCAACAUGGCGAGUAUGUGGCGCCAGAGAAAGAGCUGUGACUGUCUUACAGAUGGGCCCUACCACGCCACUAAAGACGUCAACCUCCAACUUAUUUUUAACGAAGCAUAACCACAGACAUAACAGGAAACUUUAAAUACUGUCUCCGAUCAUCAGGAAACGAGUUCGCCCAAAACACUGCUAGCGAAAUUGUCACUGCACCAAAUCGUGAGAUGUUUGGCAAGGUCAGUUUGUGAUACCAUACGGAAAUAUUUAGAUUAUGCUAACGAUCCAUUUUUUCAACUUUGGCGAAAAUCUUCUGCUCCUCAGACAUUCAAAUCUGAAUGCAUGUUCCAGAAAACCUUGAGCUGAAGUACUAUGGUAAAUAUACUUAAUUUGUCCUCAAAUUAGGAAUCAAUAAAUGCUUUAAUCUUCUUCUUUUAGUAUAGCAAUGUUAAAAACGUAUAGUGAGUGAAAAGUUAGCUUUGAACCAAAUACAGCUCAGUCACAAUCAAAAUAACUUCAUUCUAGUCUUCACGUUUCGAAUACCCUUAUCCCACCAUAAGGUCACAUCCUAAGCUACACGAUACUUCUUUUAAAAACUAUGGACUCUGAUGUUUUAUUUCCUUUCUCACAUAAUUACAUUUGCCGUGAUGAUCGUACUGUGGUCCAAAAAUUGUAUGGUGCAGCAUAGUUAUUUUACUUGAGCUGAAAGAUAAUUUGCUCGGCUGCAAGGAAAAAUACAAUGUGGACUUGAAAAAUGACAGCAUCAACACAGAGAUUAUUAGAUAGGAUGCAGAUGAAAAAUCGAAAUCGGUGCUGUUUUUAGGAUGUCUGUAGAAGAUUCUUGGUUCUAUCCUAAGAUUCAGGCGAAUCUUUUGUACUCAAAGAUUUCAAUGCAACAGUGCAACAAACAUUGACAUGUUCCAUCUACCAAUUAGAUGUCUCUCCAGAAUCUUUCAUUACGUCACAGACACGCGACUAAGACUGAAUGUUUUACGUUUUAAGGUACCGAAUUUUAUAGCUAACAGAGUCGCAAAUAGUUACGAAAAGCCAUUAAAGUUUUCUACAGCUUGCCUUGUUCCAGUGGGCUUUAAUCCAAAUAACAGAAGAAAUUAGAUUUAGUAAUUAAUCGUGCUAUCAGGCAGUAAGUUCAUACCAUGGAGAACGGCAACACAGGGACCUCUGGAGACGCAGUGAAUCAGGGUUUCCACGAAUUUCCAGACGCACCAGAGCUGUCGCACCUUUCGCCCAAUAGAUUGGGCUUUUCUUGUCUUAUCAGCAGUAGAUUGCGUAAGACGUAUAAUUCGAUAAUUUCUUGAAUGUUAUCACCAAAUUUCUUUAGCAUGCUCUAUAAACAGUACAGAAGUUACUUAAGGUGGGAAAUUUCCCGAUAAUGAUCUGACAAUCAAACAAGAGUGCACAAUAUACACUUUAUAGGGCAGCUUACGGCAACAUAUAUAUUAACAUAUUUUGAAAGUUCCUGCAGAUGUACGCAGGAGCACAGAAUCAUAUGAAAGUGGAACGUGGACUACAUGAAAUCUACAGAAGGAACUGGAGGUAUUGCAAAUUUUGCACAAUCUAAGAAUUGCGAUAAACUAAAAAAAAACGGCGACGAAAGAAAUUCUUUAUCUAUUUGAAUGAUCUCCACUUAAUAUUCUUAAGCAGAACCGGUGACUUUUGCAGACAGUUCCCCUUUUGAGAGAGAGAGAGAAAGCGAUAGAAGAAACUGUUAAAGGUUUGUCAUUAAGUGGUUCUUUGAAAAUGAGUGUCUCAAAAUUUUUGAGAAGACACACUAUAUUCAGUUAUUUACAACAUACUGUCACGUCAAUAAUUGAUCCAGAACAAGAACAGGACUUAGUAAAAGGGCUAGAAUGCUCCAAAUUUCUGGAUGUACAUACUGAUGAAAACUUUAAUUCGAAGGAAGGUAUUACUGAGCUGCUCAAACAAGUUCAAAUUCUUUUCCUCUGUAUUAUUGCUAGUCCUCAAAACAAACGCAUUAACCUCCCAAUGUUCUGUCUAAUUCCGUUCAGUCAGGUGUUGGGAAUAAUUUUCUGGUGUAACUCAUCAAAUAGCAGAAAGAAUAACAUGUGGCGUUCACACAGUCAUAUUGUGGGUAAGUCUUCAAGGAUUUUGGCAUUUUAACUGGACUUCCACAAUUCACACUCACACAGUUAAAAAAACCAAUUGAUUUCAUGAAAUAGCAGAAUACCUAAAAUAAACAGGGAUCAGUAUUAAAAUGAUAAAUGAAAGAGACAAAUUCAAAAGUAAAAUUAUGAACACGAAAUUUGAAGUAAAAAAUAGAAGGAAACAGCAAAGUGUGGACGGUCCAAAGGAAGCAGAAACACAACCAAAGAAUGAAGAAGAGCUUUUGGGAAAAGAAAAUGAAGAAAGAAACUAGAAAAAAAUGAAUAAUCAUGUAACAUUCAUGUAACCACUGUCCUGGAGCGAAAAAGGUAAAGCUAUAUACACAGAGUGCUAAAAAAAGACUCGAAUACUUUGAGAUGUGGCAGUACUCACCGAAACAAGAAAUGUAAGUCCAAUAAACAUAGGUCUGGAAAUGCAUACUUUCUGCGAUAAACACGUGUUUACAGGAGGUGUUCAACGUGGCGUCCAUUUAUGACAGUUCACCCUUCUGCCUUCUGGUGUAAGGUAUGACACACCCUUUGAAGUAUACCCGAUUCUUAUUGUACCUGCUGGCAUGCAUUGAAGAUGCGACCCUGUACUGUCCGCACAUCGUUAAUUGGCGUUGCAUAGACCAUUUCUUUCAAGUGUCCCCAUAAGCUAGUCUAGGUGUGAGGGCCCCCUCCACCAAUCUAGUGGUCUUGAAAUGUCUGCAUCAGAUAUUCGUACACAUUGUGACGAAAGAAUGCUGGUGCGCCAUCUUGUAUAAAGACAUUUGUACUCCUUGCGGCAGCGGUACAGACUCCAGCAAAGUAGGUAUACAUUAAUGAGAAAGUCCAGAUAAUGUGAUCAUGUGGUAGCACGUAUGGCCCUUUUAAUCUAUCGCCAAGUAUGCCCGACCAUACGACGAUUCAGAAUUGGUUUGACGCCCUCUUUCUUGGUUUACAUCUGCGGACUGGGUGGGAUCUUCUACUAUCAGUUCUCCAAGGUACCUGUGUUCCUCAGAUGCUGAAAAGUCUGUCGAACAGCUUAUUACGGGGCACUUUGGUGUGAGAAUAUUUUUCAGCAUAGAGGUCAUGGGCUACGUCAAUUUUCUAAAGCAUAGCAGAAUACCACAUUCCCCUUUUCACUUCCAUUGCUAACGAGUGGUGGAAGAGAGAAAAUGUAAAUGUACUACACCAUUUGCCCGUACAGAAAGCUCAAUAACAGUUAACACAUAAAUGAAUCCUUUUGGAAGAAGUUAAAACACCAUGAUACAUACCCAGGGUUGACAGAACCGUACAAUAAGGCACACAAACAUGACAGAAAAUAAUGUAGCCUGAAACAUAUUCGUAUUUAUUAGUGGAUUUUGAAGUAAACUAAUGCACAGUCAUAUUCAGAGUAAAAAUUCAAGAUUAUAAAACUCAGUAUUAUUAAGCAACCUCAUUCCUUUUCACUUCAGUUUAACACACCCACCUUCAAAAACUGAUAAUUGUAACCACUAGCUAAUUCAUAAUAUCCAUUUGGUAAAAUAAUUUUAAAUUCGUUAUCAAGCUCCAUUCAUAUAUUUUCUACAUGUGUAGUACUCAAAUAUUCACAACCUGUGAUGUAAUAUGAUCCAUUGACUUAUAACUCACUAACCUUUCUAAAAGAAUUAGAACUGCUUGCAUUACUGAGCUUCCUCAAAAAGGAUUCCACUUUUAUAGAUUAAAAAUUUAAUAACUCUAUAGAUUUUUAAUCUUCUCAAUGUGACUAAUGUGUAGGAUGAAUUAAAUUUUGACUUUUUCGUUGAAAGAAAUAAUAAAUUAAGAGGGGAACAAGUUGAAUAUAAUAUCUGCAAAGAAUAUUUUAAACCAUCUUUAACUAUAGAAUGAGGGUCAUACUUACUGUAUGGAUGUCUUAAAGCAAAUUUAUAGAGAUGUAGAAUACAAAAUAAGAUUUGUUAGUCAUGAGGAAAGUGAUAUAGAAACAUGGAAAGAAAUAUAAAAGUCAGAUUAUCUCCUUUUUAUGACUGCAAAACAAUAGCAAAUUACAAUUUGCUAAUGAAUAACUUACCAAAACUAUUACAAAAUUGUAUUAAAAGCUAUUCAUUAUUUUUAAAAGUUUCUCAUUCAAUAAGUAGAGCUUUUGAAGAAAGAGAGUAUAAUAAAAUUUUACUAGUAAAUUUAUUUCAUUUGCAUAAGAAAUGUGCCAUGGAUUUUAUGUUUACCUUAGAAAAGAGAAGAGCUUUUUCAAUAUCCAGAGUCUCCAUUUAUAAAGAAAAUUUUUUAUUUAUGUUUUCCUUAUUAAAUUAGAUAUUUUAUAAAUUGACUCAGAAAACAACAAAAAUUCUACAGGGGUUUAUACUGUUGAAAAGAUAGCAUAAAUGAUGUAUAGUACACAUGAAUUAAGGUGUUUAUUUUUUAAAUAAUAUAAUGAUUAUGAAUGUGGGAACUGUACAGAAGAUGAUAAUGAUGAAUAAUGUCCAUAUUGUAAAGUAUUUAUUUUACUUUUCAAUACAUAUGUUUCUUCAUCGUGACAACUCAGUGCUUUUUUGUCUACAUCAACUGCAUAGCUUUCAUGUUUUUCACUUCAAAUCAAAUUCAUUGUCCUUUAUUGUUGUAUACUGCUAAAUAAAUAAUCUUUA
Schistocerca piceifrons (Central American locust) is the source of this 6203-nucleotide messenger RNA. RefSeq lists its product as uncharacterized. Bases 103 to 639 code for a protein of 178 amino acids. The transcript is spliced from 6 exons. NCBI's taxonomy places the organism in Eukaryota, Metazoa, Arthropoda, Insecta, Orthoptera, Acrididae. The record is from RefSeq and is a predicted model, not a curated record.